UCGUAUUUUGGUGUCCUCUAUGGCGUUCCGUCGCUUUGCCAGUCGUGUGCUCGCGUCUAGGGUUUGUAGUGUCCGAGUGGCUAGUCUUCUUUCCAGGAGGUGCUUGGAGGCACCAAUUUUCUCCAGUGGGUCGUCGUCAUGGAAUGGGAAGAGUCAGAGUUUGGCAGCUCUGGGAGCCGCUGGAGUGUUCACAUUUGCUUUGGUGGAGCUCGGAUUCAAUCAGGCUGCCCUUCUGGAGCAGGAUGAACAGAAAAGUGUAGAAGCUUUAGUGACAACGAAGGAGGCUCGCAAGCUCGAUGAAUCUUUCAUUUCGGAGCUGCAAGCCAUCUUCGAGGCCGAGAGAAUUGCUUUUGAUCCAGAUGAAAGGUUCAACCAUGGAAAGCCAUGGAAUACUUAUCAUCCCGUUAAACACAUUCCCGACGUUGUGGUCUAUCCAAGGUCGGCCGAUGAAGUUCAGGCAGCUGUAAAGCUUUGCGCAAAAUACAAGGUUCCAGUUGUUCCUUUUGGAGGGGCUACUUCUCUAGAGGGACAAACACUGACUCCCUCUGGCGGUGUUAGCAUUGAUAUGCAGUUGAUGAAGAAAGUAAAAGCUUUGCAUAUUGAAGAUAUGGAUGUGGUUGUAGAGCCAGGACUCGGAUGGAUUGAACUGAACGAGUUUCUAAAGCCUUACGGUUUAUUUUUCCCACUAGAUCCAGGUCCGGGAGCUACAAUUGGAGGAAUGUGCGCAACCAGAUGCUCGGGUUCGUUGGCAGUUCGUUAUGGCACAAUGCGGGACAACGUGAUAUCCUUGAAAGCAGUGGUGGCAAAUGGAGACCAAGUUAAAUCGGGAUCUCGUGCGCGCAAAAGUGCCGCCGGGUAUGAUUUAACGAGACUUAUGAUUGGAAGUGAAGGAACGCUGGGUGUCAUUACGGAGGUUACGCUGCGUCUUCAAAAAAUUCCCGAAGCCUCAAUUGUAAGCUUCAGAGCCUGUCUGAAUUAUUCACAGUGUUUGCUGCAGGUGGCCAUGUGCAACUUUCCUUCCGUAAAAGAUGCAGCUGAUGUUGCGAUAGCUACGAUGCAUUUGGGAAUCCAGGUGUCACGGGUUGAGCUCUUAGAUGAGAUGCAAGUAAAAGCAAUUAAUCUUGCGAAUGGAAGGAAUUAUCCUGAACAACCAACGCUUAUGUUCGAGUUUAUAGGAACAGAAAACUAUGCUCUCGAACAGGCAAAGCUUGUCCACAAAAUUGUUGUGGAACACAGUGGUUCUGAUUUUGUCUAUUCAAACACGCCGGAAGAAAAGGAGGAUUUGUGGAAAGUUCGGAAAGAGGCUUUCUGGGCUUGUUCGACGUUGAGACCUGGAGCAGAGGCCAUGGUCACUGACGUCUGUGUUCCUUUGUCGAGGCUAGCGGAGUGCAUCUCCACGUCAAAAGAAAUACUUGAUGCGUCCGCACUUCCAAGUGCUAUAAUUUCACAUGCUGGCGAUGGGAACUUCCACACAGUGAUCCUGUUUGAUCCGGCCAACAAAGACGAGGCCGAAGAAGCUCAGCACUUAUGUCAUAAGAUGGUGCACAUAGCUUUAGCGAUGGAAGGAACUUGCACUGGGGAACACGGAGUAGGCGUCGGCAAGAUGAAGUACUUAGAGGCCGAGUUUGGAAGCGAAGCGCUGUCUGCCAUGGGAAAGAUUAAAAAGUGCCUCGAUCCCGACAACAUUAUGAAUCCUGGGAAAAUUAUUCCGCGACAAUUCUGCUGCUAAGGCGUCUGUGGUACAAGGAAGUUUUAUUAUAAUCUCAAUAACUUCGUUUCUUUUC
This is a messenger RNA of Selaginella moellendorffii, 1784 nucleotides long. Its product is annotated as D-lactate dehydrogenase [cytochrome], mitochondrial-like. The transcript is spliced from 17 exons. Bases 20 to 1729 code for a protein of 569 amino acids. Gene Ontology annotation, biological process: lactate catabolic process. Lineage: Eukaryota; Viridiplantae; Streptophyta; Lycopodiopsida; Selaginellales; Selaginellaceae. The record is from RefSeq and is a predicted model, not a curated record. Gene Ontology annotation, molecular function: D-lactate dehydrogenase (cytochrome) activity; FAD binding; D-lactate dehydrogenase (NAD+) activity. Gene Ontology annotation, cellular component: mitochondrion.